Messenger RNA from Emys orbicularis (European pond turtle), 1028 nucleotides. RefSeq names its product ecto-ADP-ribosyltransferase 3-like. The transcript is spliced from 4 exons. NCBI's taxonomy places the organism in Eukaryota, Metazoa, Chordata, Testudines, Emydidae. Gene Ontology annotation, molecular function: NAD+-protein-arginine ADP-ribosyltransferase activity; NAD+ poly-ADP-ribosyltransferase activity. The record is from RefSeq and is a predicted model, not a curated record. The coding region runs from base 1 to 909 and encodes 302 amino acids.
AUGCUGAGGCCUCUGCUGAUUCCCUUGACAUACUUCUGUCUUCAAACCUGGCUGGGGAUCCCUCAGGCAAAAUGCCAGGUGGAGCUUAGCAUGAUGGAUGAUGCUUUCGAUGACCAAUAUAUAGUAUGUGCUGAAGAAAUGCAUGGAAUUGCACAUAAAUUGAUACAGCCGGAAAUGUCUCCAUUUAGCCCGCUGUGGGAAAAGGCAACAGAAAACUGGAAUCGUGUGAAAACAACAAUUACUCGUCCCAGCAAUGUUGAGGAUGAGUACGGUAUAGCCCUAGUAGCCUAUACUGGCAGCACCCCCCAAGACAACGGCGAAGCUUUUUCAACUACAUUUAAUAAGGCAGUGGAAAGUGCUGGGACAUCUCAUGCUGAUUACAUGGCCAAGUUCCAGUUCAAAGCCUUUCAUUAUUAUUUGACAAGAGCUUUGCAGCUCUUAAGAGGGAGGUGUGAUGCAAUGUAUAAAACGACAGUGUACUAUGACACUAAAUCUGUGUACACGGGGUGGGGUCUCAUGAGGUUUGGACACUUUGCCUCUUCAUCAACUGAGAAACAAGAGGCUGAAAAAUUUGGUACAGACACAUUUUUCACCAUCCACACGUGCUUCGGUGUUAAGAUCCAGGACAUGUUACAUCAUCCUCACCAAAAAGAAGUGUUAAUCCCACUCAAUGAGAUAUUCAAUGCAUCCCCAGGAGAAGGGACUAAUUACUUUGUCCUCCGGAGCACAAACCGGACCUGCAGCCAUUUUAACUGCGCAUACCUGGGCGGAGAGAAGGACCAAACAUGUGUUUACAACUCUGCUACCAGAGGCGGCAUCGCCUUCCCCAGUGAGCUGAGCCCUCCACUGUCUGGAGGAUCUGUCAUCCUGAUCCACGUUGCUGCUCUGAAGCUGUUUGCUGGUUUCUAAACUGUCCUAUUCGUGUUACUCACUUUUUCUCUCUAACACAAAUCAUGGUGCUGGGACUUGCCAGAUCCAAAGCCGUCCUGCUAUGCUGCCAGCGUUCCAAAGGGAAACCAGGAACCUGG